GCGCGACAAUUGCUAAGCAUGUAGUGACGGGGUCACAUUUCAAACAGCAUCACACCUCUCGUAUACACCUUAGGAAAAUAUUUAACGGCUUGUUUGACAAUUGUUUAUGUUUGAAUUGCGCUUGAAAUGACUUUUUUAUGUUAUUGUUUGGCUUGAUAUACCGUCCGUGUUUCGCUUUCGUGCUUAUAGUCGCAAAAAUUAUCAAUUUCUACACGUCCUAAAGCACUUUAAAGUGAUUACUUUCCACGAAUGAAUAUGUCUGAUCAUGGAAUUGACAAUUUGAUUCCAGCUCUCGGGAAUAAUAUUCCAACACAAAAUUACUUGCAAGAGUUACUCAGCACGGCAACCGAACUGGAAGCAGAAUGCUUGGAAAGGCAACAACAGCGACAAAAUGCAUCUACCAAGAUAGAUGCAGUACGAGCUCAGAUUAAUCAAGCUAUCGUUAAAGAAACCGAGUUGAAACGAACCCGUGUAUCGGAACAACUUAAUAAUUAUGACAAAAAUCAAGAACAUUCAAAACGUGCAAAUGAAAGGUUUACUGAACAGUUUGGUGAAUUGCAAAGAAUUAUGGGUAUUACUAUUGCUUGUACACCAGAACGGAAACAGGUUGAGAUAACAUUUAACGAUGAUCACAAAACAAAAGUUAAGCUUUCAUACAAUGACAAAGGAAUAACGGUGGAUGAAAUGUAUCCUGCACACCACAAGCUAGACGCCAUAAGAACGCACCUCCGCGAAACAGGCGAUCUGGUAGGGUUUCUUUCUGUGCUAAGAAAAAAGUUAGCUUUCAACGACGUCUGACUGUAUCGGAAAUAUGUGUUAAAAAUAAAUAUGUUUAUUCAACCCGCA
Anopheles funestus (African malaria mosquito) is the source of this 846-nucleotide messenger RNA. RefSeq lists its product as uncharacterized. The transcript has 5 exons. The record is from RefSeq and is a predicted model, not a curated record. Bases 250 to 798 code for a protein of 182 amino acids. Lineage: Eukaryota; Metazoa; Arthropoda; Insecta; Diptera; Culicidae.